This is a messenger RNA of Cydia pomonella (codling moth), 3007 nucleotides long. Its product is annotated as arylphorin-like. Bases 47 to 2065 code for a protein of 672 amino acids. The record is from RefSeq and is a predicted model, not a curated record. The transcript is spliced from 5 exons. NCBI's taxonomy places the organism in Eukaryota, Metazoa, Arthropoda, Insecta, Lepidoptera, Tortricidae.
AGCUACAUAUAGUCCAUGUCUCUAUCGAAGUGCUUAGUUGGGCUCAAUGGUUCGCCGUGAAUUCAAUCAACAAGAGAAAAUGUUUCUUUGGAUUCUGUUUCUCGUGACUACCACUGCAUCUGCUCCGGCGGAAGAAUAUCGAGCUAUAGUCAACGAAGGAGAAUUCGUUGAUGAUGCUUCAGUUAUGAAGAUCGUACCUUCGGGCUUUUCGCCUCAGAAGAAUGAUUAUUUUAUUAAACCUGCUUUGGCUGAAGUUGUAAAUAAGGAUAAAUCAAGCUACAAGCGUAUGCUCGACAUUUUGAAAAAAGGUCAUACAAAACUUGGGUUGACCUUCAAUAUUUAUGAUGAUAACAUGAGAGAGGCUACCGUUGCAUUAUAUCGCCUGCUGCUGGAUGUAGAUGAUGACAAGUUUGACGCCAUUGAACGAUGGGCCAGAGUUAACAUCAAUAAAGACAUGUUUGACUACGCUUGGCGAUUAGCAUCUCUCUACGGUAACAAAUUUAAGAAAGAAGAAAUGUUACCUCCAUUUAUUAAGAAACCUAACUAUUUUAUUAACAGUGAAGCAAUGUGGAAAGCAAUGCACUUAAAACUAGGCAACGGUAUGUUUAACGAUGAAGACGCCAAACUUAACCAAUACUAUAGAACUGAUGAUGUACUAUCGAUUAAUACUAACUAUUCCGGUUGGAACUUGCCGCAAAAUGGUUGUGAUCGAGAAAUAAAUUAUUUCAAGGAAGAUAUUGCUCUUAAUAGCUACUAUUACGGAGUACAUUUAUUGCAUCCAUUUUGGAUGAGCAACGAUGAAUUAGAUUUGCUUAACCCACGCCACGCUGAACAUUAUUAUUUUACACACAAACAACUGAUGGCACGUUACCAACUUGAAAAGGAGCAUCUCAAUAAGGAUUGUAAUGAAACGUGCGAUAUAAACUUAAAUAGUUACGAUUCCUACCUCAUGCAUGACUAUGGCCUACCAUUCCCUAUUAAAUCAUCUACUAAGGUAUGGAAUGACGGCAGAGCUCGCCUGAAGUCGAUUGACAUUGCGAUAAGAGAAUGCAUUUCUCGAGGACUAUUAGUGGAUAGUAAUGGUACAAGCGUUUCCAUAGCGGGAGAGUACAACAUAGAUCUAUUAUCCAAAUUGGUUCGUGCUAAUCUAGAUAGCCUCAAAUCUGUGAAGAUCAUCCGAUCGAUUUAUGGUUACGGCGGCAAUGGAUACCCCAUCGACUGGUAUAACCCAGCCCCGUCAGUGAUGCACUUUCCCCAUACCUCACUGAGAGACCACACGUACUGGCAUCUUAUUAAAAGCCUGUUGGAAUAUUUUACGGAAUACAGGAAAACGUUAGACAACUUCGACUUAGCUCAAUACCAGAACAAAAAUUUAGCUAUAAUUGAUAAUCAUUUCACAAACAUUACAACAUACUUCGAUUACUACAAAUUCAGUUUAAAUAGGGGAUUAGGAGGUGGCAAUUUACAAUCACCCCUAGUAAUUACCGCGAGGCAAAGGAGAUUGAAUCAUUUGCCAUUCAUGCUCAACUUUACGCUUGACUCAACAAUCGAAUCGGAAGUUAUUGUACGGCUUUUCCUAGGUCCUUUGUGUAACGCUAAAGAUUGCUGGCAAAUUUAUGACAGAUUUUUUGAGUUAGACGCUUAUAGAACACUAGUUAAACAAGGACUUAAUACUUUAAGUUGGUCCUCUGACGCGUCGAAUAGAUUUUCUUCUGAUGAAUAUUAUAAUAUGGAAACAUCAGACAGCAAAACUAAUAAGUUUAACCUAUUCAAAUUUCCUAAAAACCUUGUAAUACCUAAAGGGUUAGAACAAGGUCUCAAUUUAACUCUUUUUAUUAUGGUAACACAAACUAAAAAGAAUUCGUAUGAUGAAGUGCCGCCUAUAAGCAAUUAUUACAACCAAGUUUCAAAUGAAGUUGAUAAGGAACCUUUAGGAUUCCCCUUCCAUAGACAAGUAACAGUUCAAGAUGAAUGUUUUGAAAACUGUAAAUUUUAUAAUUUAUCGAUUUAUCACGAAGCACGACCAGUUGAUUCUAGCGGUUACUUUUCAUCAAAUUUAUAUUAAGUACAUUAGCUUUUAGUAAUAGGUUCGACAAAAUUUGCAAAAUAAAAUACAAUUGUGAAUGAGACUCGGUUUCAUUCGGAUGCUGAAUAUCCUCAUAUAUAUUUCGGGUUCAAAUUAGGGCAAGGGUAAGGCCAUUUAUUUGUAUGAUGGGCACGGAUAUUUGUAUCUGAGUCAUGGAUGUUUUUUAUUUACCUAUUAGAGUAUUUUAUAUAAUAUUUAUUUGGUUGUAUCUCCUUGGAUUUUACGGGCCUAUAAAUCCCGGUAUGUUUUAUAGAAUUGCGUGGGAAUAUAGAUCCGACACGUAGAGGACCCUUGGAGAGCUUUAAUGGCAUGUAGAACGCCUGCUGGAACCUGUUCACAGGCGCAAAAAUAGAUACCCAUUAACCGGUCGUAGCAGGCAUUGGGACUAUUGUAAAAGAAGUGAACAAUGUCUUCACUAGUUAUUGAGGUAGGCGGUGACGCCGCCCACUAGAUGGGCCCCUAAAAGUGCCAUUGUGAAGACGACCAGGAGCAACACUGAUGUGAGCGCCUAGAGGUGGCGUGAGGUGUACGCUGCUUUUUACCAAGUGCAUGCCAACGCCAGACGCGUCUUAUGCAUGUUGCACUUCCACCCAUGGAGCAUAUAGCACUAACCUUUAACACUCCUUCCUGAACGGGCAAUGAAGGCAAGUCAGAGUUGAGCCUUGUGGGUCUCUAAGGAUCCAAUCCGAUCGACAAAGAUACGCUGGAGACGGAGAACCUGACCGACUCUCCCGGUCCGUGAGGUCAUUACUCCCCAACAGCUCGCCGCAAGCUGCGCUGCGGUUGCUCGCCAAAAGCUAUAUUUAUUUAUUUAUUAGUAUUAUAUGUGACAUAGUUUUACCCUCGUAUUGCUGUUAUGUAAAUCAAUUGGGUUACGUUUUUGUUAUUAGCAAGUAGCAAAAUAAAUAUAUUUUUAUAAUA